AGCAGGACCAACCCAUAUAGUUGGGCCAGUAUACUGCAAGCUCUCAAUUAACAUCUAAUUGGCUAUCGAAAACUAUCAGCAAACUCCUAUUCACCUCUCUGCCGGAUUUGUGCCCUGAAAAUCUACAAAGAGCCUCGUGCAACGACGCACUGGUGUUAUUGGUUCUAAUCGAAGCGGAAGCUUCAGACUAUCUGCUUGGCACAUAACAUACCCCUGACAGCAAUGGAUAUCGCUUCACAGACGUCUCGAAUACGGGGGAGCACACCUUUGGUGCGGGAGAGUUCGGGAGAGAGGACUACUUAAAGGACCCAUCCUCUCAGUGUUAACACAUACUAAAGAGCCUGAGAUAAUCAUGAGACUCGGGCGUCCAGUUCCUUCUUAUUGACGCUGGGCUGACGGGUUCUUGAGCAGUUUAUUGCAACUCUCUAAACAAAGCACAAUUACACAAUGCGUCUCCAAUCUUUGAUUCCGGCAGGUCUGGCUGGUCUGCUCCUCGGCCUCGGAGCCGUUCCGCUUGCCGGUGCCACCGUAUCAUCCCGUCAGCUCUCGGGCUCGUUCUCUUUAAUCGAGGACGAACCUCUGUUCACCUUCAAGUACUCAACCCCCGACCCCAACCCCACUAACUGGGUUGGCCUCUACAAUUCCUUCGGCGGGGGCCCCGAACACGAGCAAUAUGUCGAGCCAUCUCUGGUGUGGAAGUACGCCCCAGACUCGGCCGGGACCGUACACCUGCCGGUCUCCGCUCUUCAGCCCGGGAGCUACAAGGUCUUCUUCCUAGCCAAGGACGGCUACAAGUGGCUGGCCGAGCCAAUCGAAGUAUUCCUCCGCGAUUCCGGCCCCAUCUCCUUCAUCGUCGACAACGCCACCCUGCACAACGCCCGCCAGGGCGACCCCUUCGAGGCCAGGAUCAGCGGCCUGCUGAGCGGCGGCGACGGCGAUCCGGCCCUCAAGUUCGCAAAGGUCAACCUCGGCGGCGACGGCGACGAGUGGGUCGAGGUCCACGCCGACGGAACCAUCUCCGGCACCCCCGGCCCCUCGGCCAAGCGCACGCGUGUGUCCAUCGAGGCGACAACCGGCCCGGACGGCUCCACAGCCCGCCUGGACGUUAUCAUACCCGUUCGACCCUCUGGCAGGCCGCUCGUGAGGCGUCUGAGCGUGUUGACGUACAACCUCUGGCACGGCGGCACACAGGUCGACGACCACCACCGGAAGCAGGUGCGCUUCCUCCUCGACAGCGGCGCCGACGUCGUUGGCCUGCAGGAGAGCACGGGCGGGCACGCGACCCGCCUGGCCAGGGCGCUAGGGUGGCACGCCUGGCAGGGCGACGACGUCGGCAUCAUCAGCCGCUACCCGAUCGUCGCGGAGCACCGGCAGGGCGGGUACGGCGGUGCGGUGCGCGUCGCGCUGGAUGGCGACACGAGCCAGAUCAACCUCUGGAACGUCCAUCUCGGAUACACCCCCUACGGGCCCUACGACUUCUGCUUCGACAACAUGACGGCGGAGCGGGUCCUGGAUCGCGAGGCCGUCUCUGGCCGCACGCCGCAGAUCGUCGCCACCAUGGCCGCCAUGCGGGACCAGCUGGCGGGCUCGGACGACGUGCCCGUGCUGCUCCUGGGCGACUUCAACGCGCCGUCACACCUGGACUGGACCGAGGCGCUGCGGGGGAAGAACUGCGGCAAGGCCGACAUCCCCUGGCCCACGUCGACCGAGCCGACCGAGGCGGGCAUGGUCGAUUCCUUCCGCGCGGCACACCCCGACCCGGCCGCCGAGCCGGGCAUCACUUGGUCGCCGAUAUAUCUCGACAACGGCGGCCGGCCCGAGCCGCUGGACCGCAUCGACUUCAUCUACUACAGCGGGAGCCUGUCGGUGCUUGGGUCCGAAGCGCUCGUCGUCGGGGACCCUGCGCCAAUGCCGAACCACUGGGGCAACGAGUGGACCUCGGACCAUGCGGCGGUGCGGACUAUCUUUCACGUCGGUCCGUGUGUGCCUCGUCCUCGGCGUGUGUGAGCGGACGGUGAUUAGGUGUUGCACUUCCGAAUCGCCCAUCGAGACCUUGUCGUUCUGUGUCGACGCAAUUGUGGUCCUCGGUCAUGCGUUCUCUAACUCCUGUUUCAUGGUCAGAAAGUUCCAUCUCUCAAGUACUGCGCAAGGGUGAACAGAUGUAAGGAGCUAUCCUGAUUCUGAGUAGGGUAAGAGAAUAUUGGACCGGUAGUGAUUUACACAGAAAACAAACUUCAAGGCCCCAAAUAGGGGCGGCUGGGCAUCAGUAACAAUUCCUCACGGCUCUGUU
Molecule: messenger RNA, 2290 nt
Organism: Phialemonium atrogriseum
Lineage: Eukaryota; Fungi; Ascomycota; Sordariomycetes; Cephalothecales; Cephalothecaceae
Product: Endonuclease/exonuclease/phosphatase
Exons: 1
Coding region: 448-2007 (519 amino acids)
Molecular function (GO): catalytic activity
Source: RefSeq, a predicted model, not a curated record